CCCGCCCCGGUUCUUAUAGCGGAGUCCGCGGCUGGCGGCUCGUGGGAGCCAUGGCGGCCGCGCUGCUGCUCGUCUUAUCUGCGCUGCUGUGCGCGCGGGCCUGGGGUGCCGGGUCCGUGUGGACCUCCAAGCAGGAGGUGGACUCCCGCGUCCACCUCACCUGCCGGCUGAACGACAGCAACGUGGAGAUCACAGGCCACCGCUGGAUGCGAGGCAACAAGGUGCUGCUGGAGGACAGCCAGCCGGGGCUGAAGAUGGAUUACUACAUGAGCCCCGAUGAUCACUCUGGCACCUAUUCCUGCAUCUUUCUCCCGGAGACCGCGGGCCGGGGUGAAAUCAAGGUGUCGGGAAACCCCAAGGUGAAGGCCACGAAGAAGAUGGAGAACGGGGAUGAGGGGGAGAGCGUGGUGCUGAGCUGCACGGCCGAGUCCGACCCCCCUGUGGUGGCCUGGAGGUGGUUCCGCGUGAAUGAGUCUGGGGAGCAGCAACUUAUCGACAACCACACGCACGCCGACAAGUACUUCGUGGUGUCCGGGGAGUCGUAUUCCAAGCUGCACGUGCAGAACCUGCACGUGGAGGAGGACCCGGGCAAGUACUCCUGCGAAGCCCAGAACGACCUCGGCCGGGACUCGGAGGUGAUCGUGCUACGCGUGCGCAAGCACCUGGCCGCCCUCUGGCCCUUCCUGGGCAUCGUGGCCGAGGUGCUCGUGCUGGUCACCAUCAUCUUCAUCUACGAGAAGCGCCAGAAGAAGGGCGAGAACCUGGACGAUGAAGACACGGGCUCCCAGCCACUGAAAAGCACGCCGCACAUGAACGACCAGGGCAAAGAGCUUGGCGUUCGCCAGAGGAAUGCCACCUGAGCCAGGCCAGUGGAAAAGCCUCAGGGGCUGGGGGACCUGCGUGCCCAGCUCCACAUCCAAGAAGCCCUCCCACCAGAUGAAUGACACCUGGGGGUUCCGCCCCCCCCCCCCCCCCCGCCCCGUCCCCCUCCACCCACGACUAAACUAGGGUUUUCUAUGAGGAAUUCCACCCCUUCGGGUACUGUCUGCCACAUUUCACGAGCCCCCACUCCACCGAGACCUCGGGAGCACCUCAGCUGCCCCUUGUCCGCCCCACCCCCUCCCCCUGCCCUUUCGGUCCUGUGCCCACGGAGGUGUGGCGGGCGCCCCAUCACUGCCUGAGUGGACAUGCGUGUGUCCUGUUGUGAGUGCUCGGGUGGCCGCGGCCGAGAGGGUCACCCUGGCUGCCGGGUGGUGGGACAGCUGGCCCCGAGCAGCCCCCCCACUCCCCACCCCCCUGUGGCUGCAGGUCUGGGGAGCUGCCUAGAGCUCCUCUCCAGCCUCUUCCUUCACAACCAAUAAACUCGGACGUCUUGUCCUCUACUCCUCUCUG
This is a messenger RNA of Sorex fumeus (smoky shrew), 1392 nucleotides long. It is a transcript of the gene BSG, whose product is annotated as basigin (Ok blood group). NCBI's taxonomy places the organism in Eukaryota, Metazoa, Chordata, Mammalia, Eulipotyphla, Soricidae. The record is from RefSeq and is a predicted model, not a curated record. Gene Ontology annotation, molecular function: cell adhesion molecule binding. Gene Ontology annotation, biological process: cell-cell adhesion. Gene Ontology annotation, cellular component: cell-cell junction.